Didymodactylos carnosus is the source of this 360-nucleotide messenger RNA. The record is from the annotation of a GenBank genome assembly. Lineage: Eukaryota; Metazoa; Rotifera; Eurotatoria; Philodinida; Philodinidae.
AUGAACUGUUACCUCAUAUUGCUUAUAAUUGUACUGCAAAGCUUUAAACAUUCGUUAUCGAUACAAUGUUGGGAAUGUACUGAUUGCCCGGAACCGUUUUACACCUCGUAUCCUUAUGCUGCGCGAAUUAAUAAUACUAAUUAUGGUGCUGUGUGUAUGAAAACAGUGAUGACUUUAGAUACGACAAAAUUAAUCAAUAAAGGUUCCCUAUUCCAAUGUCCGGCAACGACUAGUACAGCUAAUAUUCAAAUUUAUUGUUGUGGACAGGACUUUUGUAAUCAAGGAGAUAAAAUUAGCACAUUCGCAAAUUCAAUUCUAUUAAGUCUUAUUAUUGUUACAUUGUCUUUUUAUGGAAUAUAA